CUCUCUAUAUACGCAUGAACGUGCAUGUUUAUGUGUAUGUGUGUCUCCGUGGCGGCAUAUAAGGGUGGCAUGUGUUUGAUGGCCAACUGGGGAGGGAGGUGCAUGAAUGGCCUGUUUGCCCCUGUCAGAUUGUCUGUGUUGGGCUUUUACAUUCCUUGUCUUCAUGUCACAGUGCUGCGUGUACUGCUGCUGGAGGCUGCAUGAAAGUUUUUGGUUUCCAGGCAGACUGCCAGUGUGUCUGGGAUGAAAGCACUGGGGGAUCUGUUGGAGAAACAGGCCGAGGUACCGGGUUGAGCUUCUAAUACCAUCGUGGUUACCUACAUUUUUUUCUUCUUCUUCUCAGUGUAUUUAGUAGCUGUCAUCAUCCGUCACAAUUUGUGUGUAUUUCUUUUAUUUAAAAUGUGUCAUUUUUGUCAUUUUGUGUACGCUUUCCCUGUCUACGGGGAAUCUCCUCGAGCCAUGUCGCCAUCUGUUCAUGAAAUAUUGUGUUUUCUUGUUUCACUAAAUCUAUGUGGCAACAUACAUGUAGUGUGGAGCGAAUGUCGCAGUGUUUCUUGGGAGGUAUUCCCAGUGCUUCUGCCUGUGUGUGUUUCUGAGGCCGUAUUGCAGCACAGGGCUUUUAUGUUGGGCGACCGGAACCAGCUGAAACCGGUUUGAGGCAGACAGAGGGCUGACAGGAACAAUGCCGUCUCUGUGCUCCACUGAGGGAUAGCGAUAGCCCAGGCUACUCCCUGGCAGCCCCUCACAGCUCAGCCGCUGGCUACCGUGGCACAGGCACAGAAUCCGCUGCUGCGGCUCGCCGCUGGCCGGAUGUCGGUGUGCUUUACGCAGCGCGGCUCACAGCGAGGGGAGCAGGGAGAUCUGGGAUGGGACGAGGGCCGGGGGCCGAAUGGGAGUCUGUGAAUCUGCAGCCCGGAGCCUGCCUCACACACACGCACACAUGCUCAGACAACACACACACACACACACACACACCAGCAUGAUCUAUGUGUCUGUUUGCAUGUCUGUGUGCUGCCAGAGGGGCAGAGAAUGACUAAAGGAGGAUCCUCACCAGGACCACCACCACUUACCAGAUCCAUGGAUUGCAACCUGACCCUGUAUUCUGGGCCUUUUCCUGGUUGGGAAGAAACAGGACAGAAUUUUCCAGGCAGGGUGGGGUGGAUGGCUUUUGGGGGGGUUAGCAGUGUUGUGACUGUGUUUGUUGCAGGAUGGAAGGAAGAAAGAAAAGAAGGUUUGGCUAGUGUCGUGAGAGGGACGGAGGCAAGAGGGUGAUCUCCUCACCAGAACAGGAACAGGAUCAUGGGAGAUAUGAAGACACCAGACUUUGAUGAUUUGCUGGCAGCUUUCGACAUCCCCGACAUGGUGGAUCCUAAAGCUGCAAUUGAAUCUGGCCACCACCAUGACAAUGGACAGCUCAAGCAACCCAGUGGGCGGACUACCAAUGAAGACGAAGCCCAAAACUCGUCAACAGGACAUGAUGUUGGCGUUAGUGUCAUUGUCAAAAACAUCCGAAACACAGACAUCAGUGAGCAAGGUGGAACCAUAUCAGAAAGGGAUGGGCAUCUUUACUCCCAUUCUCAACCACAUUCCGUUGGCACUUGCAAGGGACUUCAUAAUGGCUUAUUGCCAUUAAGAAGUGAACAUUACAGCAAGAAUGGAUGGAAAGCCCCCAUGGAGAGAAGACAGGCAGUUAACAACCAAUCAUCCACAUGCAUUCAGUUCAGCCCAAUCUCCAGUGCUGAAGAGUUUGAUGAUGAUGAUAACAUUGAGGUGGAUGACCCCAUGGACAAUCGGGUUGAUCAGUCAUUGUUUAGGAACACCACUAAGGGAGAGGACAAGAAUCCCAAAUCACCAGUAUCACUGGAAAAUAUGUCCAGAGCAAACAAAGACCAAAAAACUGAUCAAAACAAUAACAAUAACAACAACAACAACAACAACAAUGGUGGCACAGUAGGAGUUCCCAAGUUUAACUAUCCCUGUCAGUCAAUGUUACCCAAGGAGGAAACUGUCUUUAAGUCACACAGUAAGAAAUGCAAUGAGGCUGAAGAGUCAUCAGUGCCUAUACAUUUGUCCAGUAGCACCCAGGUCAAAAGCAAGCCCGCUGCAAAACUUUCUUCUUGUAUUGCAGCCAUAGCAGCCCUCAGUGCCAAAAAGGCUAGUGCUACAGACUUGGGUGUUUUGGAUUCUCUUACAACACAGAAAGAAUCCAUCAAAGCCAAUGAAGCUAAAGAGAAGCCACAGGAGCAUGAGUCAGCCUUAGAGUUUGCAAAGAGGCUGCUAACAAGACCACAAGACAGUCCAUCCAGUGUCACCAGUGAGGGUAGCAGCAAUGGUUCCCCUUCCUCAAGCAUAGACUCAACCCCGGUCAUCCCAAAGGUCCGGAUCAAAACAAUCAAGACCUCAUCCGGACAGAUCAAGCGAACUGUCACCCGAGUUCUCCCUGAGUUUGAUUCUGAGGGUCUGAAAGAAGGAGAGAUUAGCCCAUCUGUCAUGGCAGCCACCAGGGCAAUUUUCUCAUCUUCCACAAGGCCCUCUUUGCCAACGAAAGUAGUAGCCACUACUGGAGGGCCUUCAAUUGCAAUAACCAAGCAAAUGACUAUUAAAGCUGUAGCGACAGCUUUCCUGCCAGUCUCUGCAGUCAAGACAGCUGGUUCACGGGUCAUCAACCUUAAGUUGUCUAACAACACCACAGUCAAAGCAACUGUCAUUCCUGCUGCAUCAGUGCAAAGUGCCAGCAGUGCCAUUUUGAAAGCUGCUAACAUUAUUCAGCAACAGACUGUCAUGGUACCGGCCUCCUGCCUGGUCAAUGCCAAACUAGUGCCAAAGACAGUGCAUCUCAGUAACCUCAACCUUCUGCCUCAGACUGUAUCCUCUGCUGCCUGUGAUCUCCAACAGGCGAUGUCCUCCUCCAAGCAGAGCAAGCGACAAUCACAGCAUGUCAAACAGCAGACAAUUCUUACUGGUCAGGCCUCAAAGAGCUCUCAAAGCUCUGUAGUGGACGCAUUCAAUAAAGUUCUGAGUAGCAUAAAUCCUGUACCUGUGUAUAUUCCAAACCUCUCUCCACCUACCGCAGCCUGUAUCGCUCUACCUUCACAUGGCUACAAGUGCCUGGAGUGUGGAGAUUCAUUUGCUCUUGAGAAGAGCCUGACACAGCACUAUGAACGUCGCAGUGUGCGGAUCGAGGUCACCUGUAACCACUGUGCCAAAGGUCUAGUGUUCUACAACAAAUGCAGUCUCUUGUCUCAUGCCAGAGGCCACAAGGACAAAGGGGUUGUCAUGCAGUGUUCACAUCUAAUCCUAAAACCCAUCCCUGCAGACCAGAUGAUAACCACAUCAUCAUCAGGCCUGCCCAACGUUACCGGUACCACCUCCAUUACUCAAGCCCAACCACCAACAAGUCAAACCCCAGGGAAAGGUACUGUCACUGGGUCCCAAACUGCAGUGAUUUCAGCCACAUGCAGUGCUCCUCUUGUGGCAGCCAUGCCCUUGGAGAAUGAUGCAUCAAAGCUCUGCAGGCACUGUCUUAAGUGCAUGGAGUGCAAUGAAAAGUUCCAGGAUGACAGCUCACUAGCCAUGCACUAUCAACAGGCACAAGAGUCCAGUGGCCAGAAAACCUGUACGAUUUGCCAAAUGCUUCUGCCAAAUCAGUGCAGCUUUCUGUCACACCAACGUAUCCAUCAGCACAAGUCUCCAUACAUCUGUCCCGAGUGUGGCGCCAGCUGGCGAUCUGUGCACUUCCAGUCACAUGUCAUCAAGAACUGUCUACAUUACACUCGUAGAGUCGGCUACCGUUGCACACAGUGUAGCGUGAUCUUCGCUGAUGUUGCAACUCUCAAGUCCCACGUCCAGAGUGCUCACUGUGAGAUCUUCUAUAAAUGUCCUCUCUGCCCCAUGGCCUUCAAGUCUGCGCCUGGCACACAUUCCCAUACUCAUACACAGCACCCAGGAGUGGUGGCAGGAGAGCCCAAGAUGAUCUACAAAUGUUCCAUGUGCGAUACUGUGUUCACUCUGCAGUCCCUGCUCUAUACACACUUUGACCAACAUGUCGUCAAUCACAAAGUUUCAGUGUUCAAAUGCCCUGACUGCUCCAUGCAUUACGCACAGAAACAGCUCAUGUUGGACCAUAUCAAAGCCAUUCAUGGGACCCUGAAGACCACUGAGGGUCCACCUAACCUGGGCAUCAACCUUCCUCUCAGCAUCAAACCCACCAAUUCGAACAGCACCAAAAGCAACAGCCCAAGCAGUCAUAGCAACAAAGAUGGAGGAAAAGUCAACGCUCAAGACAAAGGGGAGAAGAAGCCUUCACCUGCACCACGGAAGAAAACCAACAUCAACUGCUCAGCAGACCUCAAGAGCCCUCCGAGCUCAGGAUACACAUGUGGAGACUGCAGUAGCUUCUUCAGCUCCCGUGAGGUCUUUGUGGCUCAUAUGCGGCGUGAGCACGGCAAGAUCUUGAAGAAGCACCCAUGUCGACAGUGUGACAAGUCCUUCAGGUCCUCCCACAGUCUUUGUCGACACAACCGCCUCAAACACAAGGGGUUGCGGAGGGUCUACACCUGCCCGCACUGUCCAGCUCUCAGCCAACCAUUCACUAAAAGAUCUCUGCUGGAUCAGCACAUUCAGAUGAUGCAUAGCGUCAGAGAAGCAGAGGGGAAGACUGUCAACACUGAUAAAGUGGAGAUUUUACCUGACCAGACCCCCAGCCCUAAAAGGAAGCAAGAGGAAGAUGAGGGGUCUCCAGGUUUGAACUCCAGGGGUUUCGACUCACAGCCUUUGAAGAGGCUCAAGGUGAACAUCCCCAAAGUUCACAAGUGUGCUGUCCUCGGUUUCCCCACAGAGGACAUCGCCGCCUUCCACAAACACAUUCCCCAGCACAAGUCCGAUUGCUCGUCCCACCAGUGUCAGGAGUGCGGCCUGUGCUACACCUCCAACCGCUCACUGGCCCGGCAUCUCUUCAUCGUCCACCGGCUGAAGGAGCCGCAGGGUCUCGGCCGAUACAACGGACGGGCCAAGGGCGACGACGAGAGUCAAAGGGAGAACCAGCUGGAUGUCACGGACGAGAACAAUGACGGGACACCAAACACCAAAUGCAAAGUGUGUGGGAAGACGUUUGAAACGGAGGGAAACCUGAACACUCACAUGAGGACACAUGGAAUGGCAUUCAUUAAGUCAAAGAGACUGAGCGCGGCGGAGAAGUGAAAACUCACCUUGUAACCUUUUCAACUGUUGUUUGUUUAAUUGUUGCAAACAACAGGCAGUAUGUGCAUUGGCUGUGGUUAUGCUGUAUAUAUAGAGAGAGAGAUAUAUAUCUCUCUCUAUAUAUAGAGAGAGAUAUAUAUAUAUAAUGUAAACAAAGUAAACUGCAAUGUGUAUACACUAUACUCACCGCAAUGUGUAGUAUAUGUCAGAGUCAGUGUUUGAACAACAUACUUUUUGUACACUCAUAGAUGUUUCUAUAGGCCUUGAGUAAACCUCUUAUUACAGAAGAUCCUUUUAUUUUAAACAGUGUCCAUUGUUGUGUUCUCACUAGGAUUAGAUAAUCUAAGGAGAUGUCAGUAUAAUAUGGGAUUAAACCUCAUUAAACCUCA
Messenger RNA from Scophthalmus maximus (turbot), 5588 nucleotides. It is a transcript of the gene znf532, whose product is annotated as zinc finger protein 532. Bases 1300 to 5199 code for a protein of 1299 amino acids. The record is from RefSeq and is a predicted model, not a curated record. NCBI's taxonomy places the organism in Eukaryota, Metazoa, Chordata, Actinopteri, Pleuronectiformes, Scophthalmidae. The transcript is spliced from 9 exons.